AUGAAUAUACGAAGGAAUCUGCAUUUAGAUAAAGAUGAAAAUGGCAAGAUAAAGAAGUAUGCUGCAGAAUAUACAUUAGAACCGGCUGAUCGUCGAGCAUUUUGUGAAUUUUUGAAGUCUAUAAAAUUUCCGGAUGGUUAUGCUGCUAAUAUAUCACGAAAUGUCAAAGAUGGGAAGAUCUCAGAUUUGGAUAGAUUGGAGGUUGACAUUGUGGUCAUUUUAUGCAAACUUGAGAAAAUAUUUCCACCUGUCUUUUUUGAUGUCAUGGUUCAUUUGGCCCUUCAUUUACCACGUGAGGCCAAACUUGGGGGACCUGUAGGAUAUCGUUGGAUGUACCCGAUAGAGAGGAUGCUAGGGAAGUUAAAGGGCUAUGUACGUAAUAGAGCUAGACCCGAAGGUUCAAUUGUUGAGGGAUACAUUGCAAAUGAAGCGUUAACUUUUUGUUCAAUGUAUUUUCGUAAUGUGGAGACUGUUUUCUCUCGUCCUGAACGAAAUGAUGAUGGUGGCAAAGCCAAUUCUAAGCUCUCGGAGAAAUGGAACCAAUUUAUUGGUAUAUCUUGGACAAUUGCGAGGAAAUUGAACCAUUUAGAAAGUAUUGAGCAUCGUCAAAUAUUAGAGCGUGAAAGCCUGUUUAACAUAGAACAGAGACAUAGGCAGUCGUUUCCCCAAUGGUUCAAGCAUCAUGUCAAAGCAUUGUAUAGUGAGGAAUCAACAUUGGUGACUAAAGAAGUGUGUGCAUUAUCAUAUGGUCCUGAUGAAAGAGUUUGUACGUAUACAGGAUGUGUUGUGAACGGAAUUCGGUGGCAUGUCCAAGAUAUAGAAGAAACUCGUACAACUCAAAAUAGUGGGGUCAUGCGAAAGAAAAAGAUUGUUAGGCUUGUUCAUGAUUACCAUCUCACGUCAGUGAACUCAAUGAAUUUAUGGUACAAAGAUGAUCCUUAUGUGCUAGCAAAACAAGCACAGCAGAUCUUUUUCCUUGAUGACCCAUCCUUGGGUCAUGGUAGGAAGGUAAUUCAAAAAAUUCCACAUAGACAUGUGUGGGAUGUUCCUGAGAAUGAGGUGGCUCACGAGGCAGAAACACUCUACGACGAUGGUGUGGACCAAACUGCACAUAUUAGUGUUAGACAUGCACCAGAAGAUAAUGAUCUACUCAGUCCAUCACUUCAUAGAGAGUAUGUUGAACCUGAAAUAGUUGUCGAAUAUAUUAAUUUUGAACAUGUCUCAAAUGAUAUGGAGGAUGAAGAUUUUAUUGAUGAUGAUGAUAUUGAAGAAAUACCUUCGGGUGAUGAUGAAGGCAGUGUUCACAGUGACGAUUAUAGUGAUUUGGAUUGA
This is a messenger RNA of Prunus armeniaca (apricot), 1332 nucleotides long. Lineage: Eukaryota; Viridiplantae; Streptophyta; Magnoliopsida; Rosales; Rosaceae. The record is from the annotation of a GenBank genome assembly.